This is a messenger RNA of Gamsiella multidivaricata, 1400 nucleotides long. Its product is annotated as peroxisomal membrane anchor protein conserved region-domain-containing protein. The coding region runs from base 324 to 1370 and encodes 348 amino acids. Gene Ontology annotation, cellular component: peroxisomal importomer complex; peroxisomal membrane. Gene Ontology annotation, biological process: protein import into peroxisome matrix, docking. The transcript has 3 exons. NCBI's taxonomy places the organism in Eukaryota, Fungi, Mortierellomycota, Mortierellomycetes, Mortierellales, Mortierellaceae. Gene Ontology annotation, molecular function: signaling receptor binding. The record is from RefSeq and is a predicted model, not a curated record.
GACCCAAAGAGACACCUCAUUCCUUUUUUUCUUCUUUCAUCUUCUCAUCCACUUUCUCCUCUCUUUCUCUCUCUCUCUCUCUCUCUCUCUCUUCUCUCUCUUCUCCCUCCCUCGUCUUGCUCAUUCUUCCUUUGCACGCCACUCCCCUCCCCAACAACAACCCUUACCUACACAGGCCACCAAAUAAAGGAGCAGGAAGACAAAUCACCGCGAUCACCCCUACCUAUACGAUCUCCCAAAAGCAACCAGGAACAGAUAAGCAAGGGAGCAAAAGAAUAAGAAAACAACAGGCUACGAACGAACGAACGAACGAACGAAACACCAUGUCUGGAAAGCGUGAAGAUAUCCUGGCCUCUGCGGUCAAGUUCCUGCAGGACCCCAAAGUGCAGGCCUCGGCCCUGGGCAAAAAAGUCGCCUUUCUGGAAUCCAAGGGUCUGACCUCGGAAGAGAUCGAGGAGGCGAUGCAACGUGCGAACGGUACGGCCUCGGCUGCUGGUGCAGUCGCAGUCGUCCCCGCAGUCCCUGUGUCGGCGGGGGCGAUGGUACCGAUGGGUCCGUAUGGAGCGGUGCAGGGACCGGGAGGACAGGUGAUGAUGGCGCCACCACCGCUGCCGAAGAAGUAUGAUUGGAAGGAUAUGUUUAUUGCGGCAGUCGUCGCAGGAGGGUUCAGUUAUGGACUGUGGCAGGUUACGAAGAAAGUGGUUGGUCCAAAGCUGCAAUGGCCCUCACAGGAGGAGCUUGAGCUGGACAAGAAGAAGCUGGACGAGCAAUUUGAGGAGAUCGAGAAGAGUCUGACGGAGGUCAAGGACAGCACGACGACGGUGGCCAAGAAUGUGGAGGACCAAACUGCGCAUGUGAAGGAGUCACUCGAGGGCAUGACCGGUGUGCUGGAUAGCAUGAAGACAAACGAUGAGAAGCGAGAGCAGGAGCUAUCGGGACUCAAGUCUGACAUCGAGAACAUCAAAACUAUGAUCCCUAAGUUGAUGGAAAAGAACAAGGAAUCGCAGGCGAAUGUGCUGAACGAGCUACAGACGGAGAUCAAGUCGCUCAAGAGUUUGCUUCUUAACCGUCGUGGACCCGGUGCGCCCGCGUCGCCCGCAGGGUCGGUCGCAGCGCCAUGGAGUGCCGCAUACGCGACGCCUUCGCAGCCUAGCACCCCCGGUGCGACUACGACUGCGAUGGCAGUGUCGACACCCAAGCCUGAGGAGGCAACGGGUGCGAUGAGCUUUUUGAACAACAAGGCAUCGAUCCCAGCAUGGCAACUCGCUGCGCAAAAAGCUUCAUCGUCAACAGCAGCAGCAGCAGCAGCAGCAGCAGGAGAGAACGCAGCGUCGACGACGGCAGAGGGAGCUGAGAGUACUUCUGCGUAAGAGUGAGUGUGAGGAGGAAGUCAGAUAGAG